AUGGAGGCUUUUAGCAACAUGGCAAACCACCUGGUUUCCAACUCCGCAGCCGCGAUCAACGCCAGCGACGAUAUUUCCGCACUCGAUCCAGACGAAAGCGUCCUCAGCCUGGCCAAGGGCCCAAGAAGACGACAGCAUGACGACGAUGAGUCUGAAAGUAUUGAAGAGGACGACCUGGAGAGUCUGGCCAGCGCCGCGGUCGAUGGCAAGAAGCAAGUCACAAAGGCCGAGGAGGAGAAAGAAUUACCACCUCAUGCAUGCGCAUAUUGCGGAAUCCACAACCCAAGCAGCGUCGUUCGAUGCCUCACCUGCAGCAAAUGGUUUUGCAGCGCUCGCGGAAACACCUCCUCCUCUCACAUUGUCAACCAUUUAGUCCGGGCUCGUCAUAAAGAAGUCCAACUGCAUCCGAGCAGCUCGUUGGGGGAUACGGUGCUGGAGUGCUACAACUGUGGAACCAAGAAUGUUUUCUUGCUGGGGUUCAUUCCGGCCAAGUCUGAUACCGUGGUGGUUCUCCUUUGUCGACAACCUUGUGCGGCUAUGCCUUCGUCCAAGGACAUGAAUUGGGACACCUCAAGAUGGCAGCCCUUGAUUGAAGAUCGAUCUUUCUUGUCCUGGCUUGUUGCACAACCGACUGACCAAGAACAACUUCGCGCCCGACAUUUGAGUCCGCAAAUGAUUGCCAAACUGGAGGAACUUUGGAAGGAAAACUCUGCAGCCACCAUUACCGAUCUUGAAAAGGCGGCCAAUAUUGACGACGAGCCUGCCCCAGUUCUCCUUCGAUACGACGACGCCUACCAAUACCAAAAUGUUUUUGGGCCCUUGGUCAAAAUCGAGGCGGAUUACGAUCGAAAGCUGAAGGAGAGUCAGUCGCAAGACAACUUGAUUGUCCGAUGGGACCUGGGUCUCAACAACAAGCAUCUCGCCAGUUUUGUUCUACCAAAACUGGAAUUGGGCGAUGUUAAGCUUGCUGUUGGAGACGAAAUGCGACUGAAAUACACCGGAGACUUGCGUCCGGCUUGGGAGGGCGUCGGCUACGUUAUCAAAAUACCCAACAAUCAAUCCGACGAGGUCACGAUUGAAUUACGGUCCAAGGGCGACCACAAAUCCGUCCCGACCGAGUGUACGCACAACUUCACCGCCGAUUAUGUGUGGAAAGCAACUUCAUUCGAUCGAAUGCAGCUGGCAAUGAAGACCUUCGCCAUUGACGAAAUGAGUGUUUCGGGCUACAUUUUCCAUCGCCUCCUCGGUCAUGAAGUUGCGGCAGCGCCGAUGAAAACUCAAUUGCCCAAAAAGUUUAGCGUUCCUGGAUUGCCUGAACUCAACGGCAGUCAGAUCAAUGCCGUCAAAUCUGUCCUUCAGAAACCUUUGAGCCUGAUCCAAGGACCUCCGGGCACCGGCAAGACAGUCACGUCCGCGACCAUUAUCUAUCAUCUAUCCAAAAUCAACGGCGGCCAAGUGUUGGUCUGCGCUCCAUCCAACGUGGCCGUGGACCAGCUGUGCGAACGCAUUCAUCGGACCGGACUGAAAACUGUCCGCGUGACCGCCAAAUCUCGAGAAGAUGUGGAGUCGCCGGUCGGUUUCCUGUCUUUGCACGAGCAAGUCCGAAUGAAUGACAGCAAUGUUGAACUCACCAAACUCAAUCAGCUCAAGUCCGAAUUGGGAGAACUGUCCAGCCAGGAUGAGAAGAAGUACAAAUCGUUGACGCGAGCAGCUGAACGUGAGAUCCUGACCAACGCCGAUGUCAUCUGCUGCACUUGUGUCGGCGCCGGAGAUCCUAGGUUGGCCAAGUUCAAGUUCCGCACGGUUCUGAUUGACGAGUCGACUCAAUCGGCCGAGCCGGAAUGCAUGAUCCCACUCGUCCUUGGAUGCAAACAGGUGGUGCUUGUGGGCGAUCAUCAACAACUUGGCCCUGUCAUCAUGAACAAGAAAGCAGCCAAGGCCGGUCUCAACCAAUCCCUGUUCGAGCGUCUGGUCAUCCUGGGCUGUGCUCCGAUCCGGUUGAACGUCCAGUACCGUAUGCAUCCCUGCUUGUCUGAAUUCCCAUCCAACAUGUUCUACGAGGGGUCUCUUCAGAAUGGUGUGACGAUGCAGCAGCGUCUUCGACGCGAGGUGGACUUCCCAUGGCCUGUGGCCGACGCGCCGAUGAUGUUUUGGUCCAAUCUCGGAAAUGAAGAAAUUUCGGCAUCAGGCACAUCCUAUCUCAACCGCACCGAGGCAGCCAACGUGGAGAAAAUCGUGACUAGAUUCUUCAAGGCCGGGGUUCUCCCACAAGAUAUUGGUGUCAUCACUCCAUACGAGGGCCAGCGCAGCUACAUUGUCAGUUCCAUGCAAGCCAACGGCACAUUCAAGAAAGACAUGUACAAGGAGAUUGAGGUGGCAUCGGUUGAUGCCUUCCAAGGACGAGAAAAGGAUUUCAUCAUCCUCUCGUGUGUCCGGUCGAAUGAUCAUCAAGGCAUUGGAUUCCUAAGCGAUCCUCGUCGUCUUAAUGUGGCCAUGACUCGAGCCAAAUACGGGUUGGCAAUUCUCGGCAAUCCCAAGGUUCUGUCCAAACACCCUCUAUGGCACUAUCUCUUGUUGCAUUUCAAGGAGCGCAAUUGCUUGGUUGAGGGACCUCUCAGCAACCUGCAAAUCUCCCUGCAUCAAUUCAGCCGUCCCAAGCAAUCAUAUCGAGGACCUCAGCGAUAUCAAAUGGCGUACAAUCACGCCAGUCAUCUCGCUAGUGGUAUGAUGAAUGGUCGAACAGGUCCACGCAAUGACUAUCGCGAUGGAGGAUCGAUUGUGGGUUAUAUUCCGGACGAUGUCUCCUCCAUUCACUCUUCGGCCAUGGGGGGAGUGGGCGUUCCAGCUGGAUAUCCGCCCAUGUUUCAAGGCUUCACUCCCGACGCAUGGCCUUCUCUUCAAAAUGCAAAUGGUCGUCGACAAAACGGAGUCAAACCGAGACCAGUCCCUGGUAGCGUCGCGGGAGAAUCAAUGGUGGCGACGGAGUCGGACAUCACUGGAAGUGUUGUUGGGCAGGGAGGAGUCAGUUUGGAUCAAUUGUCCAUCCAUGAUACGAACAAGCAGGCCAGUUACAACCAAGCAGAUCGAUUGAAGAGGUAUGUUGAAGGAGGAAUUCCCGGAGUCGGAUAUCUACCCAACCACAAGCUUGGGAAGGGCGCGCACGAGGAUGAAGAUGCUAGAAGCGUUUCCACUGCAUUCGUCAGUCAAAUCGGAGGCGGGUACGAUUGA
Rhinocladiella mackenziei CBS 650.93 is the source of this 3228-nucleotide messenger RNA. RefSeq lists its product as uncharacterized. Gene Ontology annotation, cellular component: cytoplasm. Bases 1 to 3228 code for a protein of 1075 amino acids. The record is from RefSeq and is a predicted model, not a curated record. Gene Ontology annotation, molecular function: ATP binding; RNA binding; zinc ion binding. The transcript is spliced from 2 exons. Gene Ontology annotation, biological process: nuclear-transcribed mRNA catabolic process, nonsense-mediated decay. NCBI's taxonomy places the organism in Eukaryota, Fungi, Ascomycota, Eurotiomycetes, Chaetothyriales, Herpotrichiellaceae.